GCAAGAAAGAUGUAGAGUCAGCCAACAGAUAUUCCUAGUAUAGAGCUAGAGUUUCUUCAUUCGUUAUUCGCCGUGCUUCAUUUCAAUGCAUCGCCGUUUUGUGAUGAAAUCGUUUUCAAAAUUGUUUUAAGUGAUCGAAUAUUAGUUAUACGGUGUCAAUUUGUGUAGUGUUACCGAUCAAAACAAAGUUUAUGGAAGCCAUAUAAGUUUGUUGCUCGAUUAUGAAGCGAACUCUUUUUAUUGUGUGACCUUUUUACAUCCUUGGAUAGUGUGGCAAUGGUUUUACUAAUGAAUAAGAAACAGUUGUAAAAAGUGCUACCUAUUUUAUUAUCUCUACUGAGGGGUCUAUUAGGUUUUACAAUGGGGCCGAUAGGGGCACCCCCAUAAAAAUAUUAGUACCGUUCGUUUAGACCAUCAUAAAAACAUCACAGAUACGCUUCAUGACAAUCGAAUCGAAACGUUCGGUCGAGGAUGGUGCGGCGCCUCCGCGGCACGGAGAGGUCGCGGAGCGAUGAUCGGAGGCCCGACAGCGAUGCUCGGAGCGGCGCCCGCUCCGGAGGGUCGCGUCCAGCGUUCAGCUAGUGAGCAGCCGGCUCGCGCGGAGUGUGAUGUGCGUGCGGGAUGGCCAGCAAGCCCGCGACUCCGGCGGCCGCGCGAGGCGUGCCCGGCGCGCCGCGCGUGCUGGUGUACGUGGCGGACUCGCGCCAGCUAGAGCCCGGCGCCGCGGCGCCCGCCGAGCCGCCGCCGCUGUACCCGCACGACCUGCCCGUCGCGCUGCCCCGCAACGCGCUCUACAGAACGCCGAGCGACGCGGCGGACCGAAACUCGCCCAACACCAUCUUCUACAAGCCCUUGAACAAUGAUGGCAAGCUUAACACUUAUGGAUCAGGUGAUAGUUUGGUCCAGAGAACUGAUUUCUUUCCUGUCGCUCAACAAUUUCUGAAAGAAAGUUUAAAACUUGACGAGAACAAGUCAGAGAGACAAAGUAAUAUUGUUGUGCGAAGAGACUGUAGUAAUAGUUCAAUUAAUUCAGAAGUCUGUGGUGUAGAAAGUUACAAUUCAAGAGUACCAUUAGAAUCAGGGGAGUUAGCGACAUAUCAAACCAGAUGCCCCGUUCCUGGAGUGUCUGAUAAUGCUGUGCCGUUGCAACCAAUUGUAGUUCAGCAUGGUUUCAAUCAGUUCACGGAGAGUGGCUCGGUGAAUGUGAAUAGUGAAGGAAGAAAUAGUGACAGAGAAUUAGUGGACAAGAGUUUUGUGAACUAUCAGUUUUUAGAACAAAGUGUAUCUCACCAGUCAAUAGUGAAUCAAAGUAUAAAUAUAUUGAAUCAGCAAGUGGGUGUGAGCCGAGUGAGUGAGGGGGAAGGCCCGCAGUUGGUGCGGACACCGGACGGGCUGGUGUUGGCGGUGCUGCCAUCGACAGCUCCGCAGCCGGACUCCUCAGAACUUAGCAGUAGGACUGCACAAAGUGAAUCUUCUCAAACAAUUAUAGUGCCUUUAGGUUGGAGAAGAAUAGUGAGUGGCACAUCAGUCCUGUAUAUAAGCCCUAGCGGUACGGCUUUGAGCACGCUGCCGCAACUGAGGGAGUACCUGCAGACGGCCGGCACUUGCAAGUGCGGGCUGCCUUGCCCUUUACGACCGGAGACCACCUUUAGUUUCGACUCCAAGGUGGUAAGCAAGCCGUAUCAAGCGGCGUCGGGCGCGGAGCUGACCAAGUUGUGCAACCACAAGCGGAAACUGCUGGCCACGCUGCAGGCCCGAGCGCAUUCGCCCUCCACCUCGCCGCCCAUCGCGGACCAGAAGAAAGCAGUGGGUACGGAGUUGAACGCCCUGAAAAAGAAGAUGAAGAAGCGAGCGUUCCCGAACAUGAGCGUGUCGCAGCUCAUGGUGCAGCGCGAGCGGCCCCUCGCGGACUACAAAGCCCACGAGACCGAGCACAGCCGCACCGUGUCGCCCGGGCUCGCGGGUGCGCGCGGCGCCGCGCCCCCGCCGCCCUACCCCGCCCCCGCCACCGCCCCCGCCCCCGCCCCCGCCCCGCACGACGACAAGCACGACCACGUGCAGCGCCCCUCGCACUACCUCACCGUCAGCAGCGGCUGGAUCACGCAGCAGCAGGAAACCCUCGACCCCGCGAAACAAAACCAACCCCCCGGCAUUCAAAAUCCUCUCAACGUCGGCAUGCCCGUAUUAGGCACUAACGGCCAGAUCAUAGGCGUCAACACCGGCUACAACAAACAUCCCAACUAUAAAAACGUUGCGGGCGUGAUGCAGCCGAGCCGGGAACGGAAAGAGGAAAAGAAGGAGCAGAGUUUACCGCCGCAGAGACCGCCGGCGAAGGAGGACGAGUCGCAAAUAUUCUGCGGGCUCAACCAGCCGCUGACGCCCGAGGUCAUGCAGAAGAUCAACGAGCAGCAGCAGCUGUUCAUACAGCAGAACCAAAAGCAGAUAGAGAUGGCCAUGAAGGGUUAUAGAACGCAACUGGCGGAGUCCGCGAACCAAAACAAGCUUCACGCGCAGAACCAGUACGUGGCGCAGGGCCAGCUGGUGAUACAGAACGGCGCCGUAGUCAAGACCAACCCGGCCAAGACGCCGCCCUGGCAAGUCAAGAGGACCGACGCCGCGCCCAACCCCAUGUCGAGUCCCAGCCCCAAACCUCCAAGGUUAGACAACAUGGACUACGAGGACCCACCCAUGAACAUGUCAGAUGACGCCUCGGCUGUUAAGAGUAACUUCGUCAACAAUGAUGCCAUGAACCCGGCCAUGUGCCCUCGCGUUCCUCCGCUGCCUCAGCAUUACAACAUGAUGAGCCAGCAGUGGCCGCACGCCGAAAUGAGCAAGAAAAAGUUGAAAAACAACAAGGGCUCCAAAAAGAAGAACAACGCCACCGAAAAUAAAAUAAUAUCGUUCAACAAUGGCAUGCGGCUCGUCCAGGAAUCUAAAGGAAAAUCGUGCGAGGACACGUCCGGCCACAGCGUGCCGUCCUUCAUGGACGACCCCAACGGCUACCUGGCGCAACAGACGGUGCUGCUCAACAACACGAUUUCCAGACAAGUCGGCAUCAACUCCUCCUUCGACGGCGGCCAGUACGAGAACGCCAACAUCUGCUACCCUAACAACCAGCCGGAUAAAUCGUUUAAGACAUUAAAUAAAUCGUGCGACAUGAACGUCUACAGAAGCAACAUGGUCCCGAACGCGUCCCCCUCCCCCAACAACACCCCCGACAGCAGCGUGCUAUCCGAUAAAACCCCGGACGGCGCACAGUGCUGCAAGGGAUGCAACGUGUACAAGGGGAACGGCGCAGACUUCUCCGAGAACCAGAUGCGAGUAAAAUACAUGAAGCACAACAUGUACAAGAUGGAGAUAGACGGCAACCGCGGCGACGCGCGCCUCGCGCCCAGCCCCAGCCACUUCGACGACAACCCCGUCUCCUCCUCCACCUUCCUCGAGCGCAGCCCCGCGCACGACACCCAGCCCAUCCAGGCCGGCACCGUCAGCACCAGCAACGGCUCGCCCUCCGAGAAACUCCCCCUGCCCGAACCUUCCCCCACCUCCUCCAACAGCUCCCGCAACACGGACACUCCCCACAGUAACGGCAGCGGCGGCUCCCAGUUCACCCCCAACUGCACAUUCCCCGUACAGAGCCCGGCCUACUCCUACAGAGACGGCAGCAACCCCCCCACGCCCGGCGGCCAGGCCUACCACUACCACUCCCCGGGCCCGCCCGCCUCCCAAUCUAUCACAGGAACUCAGAUGAUGCAUUUCAUAUCGAACCACAACGUUAAUAAAAAUCUCAUGGAAGUGGACAACAUAUCAAUGGUCGGCGUCAAGCCCGGGUUGAAACUCCCGCAGGAGAUAUUUAGGGUAGAGUCGAGGAAGAGGAUGGAGAAUUCCAUGCCGGGCUACUGUCCGCCCCCGCACUUAGGUGGCGGACCUGCACAUUCGCUCGUACAAUCGUGUUACGUGCAAAGUUUUGUCACGACUAUGGCGAGCGGCUUCUCGGUCACGAGAGACACGAUAACUUCCGUUUUAGCCGGCAAAGCCAACACCGCCACGACCUCCAUCAACGCGUCUCAGAUAAACUUUAUUAGACCGCCGCCGCCGCCCAGCGUUAACUUGGCCACCACAUACGCGAUACCGAACAACCAGCCGGAUCCGUUCAUAAAUUCAGUAAACCUACCGACCAGCUACCCCCUGCACAUAGCGGGCACGACGGCGCAAAACAUGAUAUCGAAGUCGCCUCUGGAGAUGGUGCAGAACGUUAUCGGCAACGGGCCCGCGAAACCUGAAACUGGCGGCUCGACGACGCCUAUACAAAUGAAUAGGAGACCGUGCCCGCCCACGACGCCCGGCCAGAUCUUGAUAUCGUCGACCGGACAGAUCAUCGUCUCGAAUAAUCAAAUGCCGCCGCCGCCGCCGAAGCCGACGACGGUGGCCUCGCCCAUACAGGGCUCGAGUACUAAUGUCGCCGCCUCCGUCGCGCAACUCGUGCCGGCGGCCGGCCCGCCAGUCGUCAACCAGGUCGUCGUCAACACUCUGCCGACGCCGUUCGUGAUACAACCCCCCAUGAUGGCGGUGGACGGGCAGGUGGUGCAGCCCAACACGAUGCUGCCUCAGAUCGUCGCCGGCGGGCUGGUCCCCGGCCAGUCUCCCGACGAGAGCCCGCGCCAAAUAGACGUCAGCAAAGGUGGCCCCGGCUUCAUGCCGGGCGUCGCCAUGUUGUCGCCCGAGAGCUUGAAGAAGAGAAAUAAGAAAAAGAAGACUAGCGCGAGCAUAACUAACGUCCUACAAAUAACGGCGCCCCAACAAAACUCGAACAUUAUGGUGCAUCACACCUCGCCGCAGCAGAGCUCCAGCCCGCAGUUCUCACCGAGAGGAUUUCAGCUGUCGCCCAACAACAAUAUUUCGCCGGCACCCAUGCUGCAAGCGUUAACGAUCGUGCCCGGCAAGUCGGGCACCCCCGCUCACAUAGUCAUGAACGGCCAAGGCAACUCGAGCAAUUUCGGAUCUCAACAAAUCAUAGCCAACACGUCCCCGUCGCAACAGAUCAACUUACUUCAGCCGGUGAACUUAAUAAACAACGCGAGCAACGUGAUGCCCAACUUCCCCGCGUUCCAGCAGUUCAUAGUGCCAAAUAUCGGCGGGAUGGUGAUGACCGCGGACGGGACGAUCAUACAGGACAACUCCAACGGAAUGCCGAUGCAGCUCCAGCUGCAAACCGUUAACGGACAAAACGUUUUGACCCCGGUGCAGAACCCUGGCGUUUUUGCCGCCGGCGCGAACGGGGGGGUCGUCAUCAGGGCGCAGAAUCAACAGGGAAAGAUCAUACAGUCGCAGCACAGCCCCGGCGCGCAGUUCCUCUCCCCCAACGGCCAGGUCGUGAUGAACGGCCCCAACUUCAACGGGCAGCUCAGCCCGCUCCUCGCCAACCUGAGCCCGACGAGCGUCGCCUUCAACUCGCAGCAGGUCCGGCCCGGGAACGUCCAGCAGGAGUUCAUCCAGACGAACCAGAUGGGGCAGACGCUGAUGGUGCCGCUGUCGCCGAAGCGGUCGCUCGCGCCGACCAACAGGGCCAACACGUUCGUCCAGCAGAACACCACCAUAGUCCAGCAGCAGACGACGCUCGUGUCCAACUCCCAGACGCACUCGUCGCUCGCGCUCGGCGGCGGCUCGCGGUUGAGCAUCGACCCGAACGUGCUGCUCGCCUCGAAGCAAGUCCAGAAGCGCAACUCGGAGCCGCCGCCGUCGCCCGAGAAGGAGAAGUUCCCGGGCUCGGGCCGGCUCGGUCCCUCGGCGCCGGAGCGCGCGCACUCGGUGUCGACGCAGACGCUGCUGGCGCGCAAGUCGCCGGGCGGCGGCGGCGGCGGCGCGGGCUCGCCGCCAGACACCACCACGCACUCGCCCGCAGACCCCGCGCGCGAGCCGCGCUACCCGUCCCGCCCCGACACCACCACCGCCGAACCCGACGACCCCGCCGCCUCGGCGAUGGUGCAGUGCGUGUCGAGCAGCGAGCAGGACAUGGCCGAGUCCCACGUGUGGCCGGCUCCCGGGCCCGACUUCAGCCCCGACACCGAUGCGCAAAAUGUAAUGUCAAACUUGCCGCUCAUGCGACAGAACCGCAACCAUAACCCCGUGGAGUCCACCGAAAUGCAUUACAACCAGAACGUCUCCCCGCCCGCCAACCAGCAGAAUCUCAUGCCCCUAACCACCAACUAUUACGAGCGCACGCACACCUACAAGAGGAAAAACGACUUCGGGGACGGUUCCUCUUACAGAACCGACAAAAUGAUGCGAACCACAUACGGAAUGGUCCACGGUCUACCCAAGGAGGACUAUGACAUUGGACUAGCCUCCCCCGACAAGCAAGUCAGGCACUUCCCACCCUCCGGAACCAGUUCCGAUUCUUCCGCCAUCCAGAAAGUAUUUGACAGACACAGUCUAGGUUCUGGGAAUGAUAACAAGAGCGGGGAGGAAUCGGACGGCUCGGAGGCAGGGCGGUCGUUCGCGGUCGGAGAGUUGGUGUGGGGCCCGGUGAAGGGGUACGCGUCGUGGCCCGGCAAGCUGCGGCGCCGCGCGGCCGACGGCCGCUGGCUGGUGCGCUGGUUCGGCGCCGAGCGGCCCGCCGCGCUGCUGCCCGUGCGCGCGCUGCUCACGCUCAGCGAGGGGCUCGAGGCGCACCACGCCGCGCGCACCAAGCAUCGGAAGAGUAGAAAACUAAACACGCUGCUCGAGAACGCGAUCCAAGAGGCGAUGGCCGAGCUGGACAAGAAGAGCGAGUCCGCCCCGGCGUCGGGGCCCCCGUCGCCGGCCGGGCCGCGGCGCCGGCCCGAGCGGCCGCGCAGCCGCGACAAGCACAGGAAGGGGAAAGCGGCCGGCGCCAAGCCCGACACCCGACUGCGGAGCUCGCGAUGA
This is a messenger RNA of Cydia amplana, 6906 nucleotides long. RefSeq lists its product as uncharacterized. Gene Ontology annotation, cellular component: nucleus; chromocenter. Bases 622 to 6906 code for a protein of 2094 amino acids. Gene Ontology annotation, molecular function: DNA binding; chromatin binding. The record is from RefSeq and is a predicted model, not a curated record. Lineage: Eukaryota; Metazoa; Arthropoda; Insecta; Lepidoptera; Tortricidae. The transcript has 9 exons.